Molecule: messenger RNA, 1620 nt
Organism: Ochotona princeps (American pika)
Lineage: Eukaryota; Metazoa; Chordata; Mammalia; Lagomorpha; Ochotonidae
Product: probable small intestine urate exporter
Exons: 12
Coding region: 1-1620 (539 amino acids)
Biological process (GO): monoatomic anion transport; transmembrane transport
Molecular function (GO): transmembrane transporter activity
Source: RefSeq, a predicted model, not a curated record
AUGGACCUAAGCUACAUCACUCACAGCCUAAGAAUACCAGGCCUCAAUAGUUCUAUCACUGAAACUGAGGCUACCUCGUACCCCAAAGCUGCAGUCACUAAUAAGCAAGUAAAUGCCAGUCCCUGGGGAGACAGAACCAAAAUGUGUCCUGAUGUAGAUGCCAAGACCACAGUGCAAGAUAUUUCUAAUGACAACAAUUUGGUGCUGACUCAGGAGAAGUCUUCUAGAAAAGGGUUCUGUUCAGUCCGAUAUGGGCUCGCUCUCAUCCUGCAUAUCUGUAAUUUUUCAAUACUCACCCAACAAUCGAACCUGAGCAUCGCCAUCACAGCCAUGGUGAACCAGACAGCCCUGCAGGGCCAGCCCAAUGCCUCUGUGAAUGCCCAGGAUGACUGGAAUGCAACUCAGGAAGAAGUUCAGGCAAUAGCUCCUACAUAUGACUGGAAUCCUGAAAUCCAAGGGAUCAUCCUCAGCUCCUUCUAUUAUGGCUCAUUUGUGGCUCCAAUCCCUGUUGGCUAUGUGGCCGGAGUCCUUGGAGCCAAGUACGUGGUUGGUGUUGGCUUAUUUAUCACUUCAGUCCUGUCGUUUUUCAUUCCAUUGUCAGCGGAUGCUGGAGUGGCCACGCUCAUUGCCGUACGUGUUAUUCAAGGCAUAGCACAGGAUAUGGUUUUGACAGGUCAGUAUUCUCUUUGGGUCCGAUGGGCUCCCCCACUAGAAAGGAGUCAACUCAUCAGCAUUGCUAUAUCAGGUGCAGCGCUGGGAUGGUUUCUUGUACUCAUUGUGGGUGGUCUCAUCUGCCAGACCAUAGGAUGGCCUUAUGUCUUCUAUAUCUUUGGUGGAAUUGGGUGUGUCUGUUGUCUUCUUUGGUUUCUUCUUGCUUAUGAUGAUCCUGGAGAUCAUCCCUUUAUCCGUGCUGAUGAGAAGAGAUACAUCGCAUGUUCACUGGCUGAUCAGGAUGACUUGCCAGGCUGGUCUCUUCCCAUUAAAGCUAUGAUGAAAUCUCUACCACUAUGGGCCAUCUUAGUAUCUUAUAUUUGUCAAUACUGGAGUAUACAAAUAAUAUUGUCAUACACACCAACAUACAUCAACUCUGUGCUUCAAAUGAAUGUCAGAGAUAGUGGGAUCCUGUCGUCACUGCCAUGCAUUGGUGGCUAUAUUGGAAUUCUCCUUGGAGGUCUCUUGGCUGACUUUCUCCUCUCCAGAAGAAUUCUUGCACUCGCCACCAUCAGGAAACUCUUCACUGCCAUAGGGGUUCUCAGCUCAUCUGCACUUCUCAUGUCUCUGCACUGGGUCCGAUUCAGCCUGAGCGCCACCAUCAUCUUCUUGCUGUUGCUUAAUCUCCUUGGUAACCUCAGUCAAUCAGGAUCUAUUGUGAACUUCAUAGAUAUUGCUCCUCGGUACACCAGCUUUCUCAAGGGAUUCUUUCAAGUAUUUGUGUUCAUAGAUGGAGCCAUUGCUCCCACUGUUGCUGGAAUUUUAAUCAAUCAGGAUUCAGAGUUGGGAUGGAGAAACGUCUUCCUCAUCUCAUCUGCCAUUAACAUAGUUGGCUUGAUCUUCUACCUUAUUUUUGGCCAAGCACAAGAGCAGGAUUGGGCUAAAGAGGAAACACUCACUCGCUUGUGA